Molecule: messenger RNA, 3405 nt
Organism: Protopterus annectens (West African lungfish)
Lineage: Eukaryota; Metazoa; Chordata; Ceratodontiformes; Protopteridae
Gene: PDZD4
Product: PDZ domain containing 4
Exons: 7
Coding region: 180-2294 (704 amino acids)
Molecular function (GO): protein binding
Source: RefSeq, a predicted model, not a curated record
AUGGGAAGGAGCUUUCCAAACUGUCACAAGAACAGACAUUAGAGGCCCUACGGACAUCCAAGGACCCCCUAGUGAUUCAAGUGCUCCGUCGCAGCCCUCGAACUAAAGGGGGUGGUUCUUCCCAUGACCUCCAGUUUGUGGACAAUGGCACCCAGACUGACAUCACAUUUGAACACAUUAUGGCGUUGGGAAAGAUUCGACCACCAACGCCACCCAUGGUGGUCCUUGAGCCCUACCUUCUUCCACCACUUGGCCAUGAAUAUUAUGAUCCCAAUGAUUACAUGGAGGGCAGUCAUCAUGAAGUGGACCGAACUGAUGAACUGGAAUAUGAAGAGGUGGAGCUGUAUAAGCCAAGCCACAAGGAAAAGCUGGGACUGACAGUGUGUUACCGGACAGAUGAUGAAGAAGAUUUGGGAAUUUAUGUUGGAGAGGUUAACCCUGACAGUAUUGCAGCUAAGGAUGGACGAAUUCGAGAAGGCGAUCGCAUUAUCCAGAUCAAUGGCGUGGAUGUUCAGAACCGGGAAGAAGCAGUGGCAAUACUGACUAGAGAGGACAGCACCAACAUCUCUCUGCUUGUUGCUCGACCUGAGACAGAGUUGGGCAAACGGUGGAGGGAUAGUGACAGAGAUGACCUCCUGGAUGAGUUUGGGUCUGAAAAUGAGGAAGAACUUAGAGCUCUGCGACUGAAAUCCUCAUCUCAACAAGAGAUUGAAAAUGAUGAUGAUGAAAAGGGGACACCAGACACUGUGACUGUAUUAAGUAACAGCCAGGAACUAGAUAGUGGUGUUGGCCGUACUGAUGAGAGCACCCGCAAUGAAGAGAGCUCUGAGCAUGACAUUCUUGGGGAUGACCAAACUAGCACCACAAAUACCACCAACACACCAGGCAGCUUACGCAAGUUCCGCUUCAAGAGUGACACCCUGCAAAGCCGGGAUUUCCACUUCAGUACUGACUCCCUGCUAGCAGCUGAUGGCAUGAGUCUUGGAGACAUGCCAGGACUGACAGAGGAAGAAUAUGAGAGGUACCGGGAACUUCUGGAAAUUAAGUGCCAUUUUGAGAAUGGAAAUGAGCUGGGACUAUACUAUCAAAGAGGGAAUGCCCUCGAUGUCAACAGAAAUGAAAACAUUAAUCAUGAGAUGGCCAAGCUUGAAGAGGAGCUAAGGCACUUAGAAUUUAAGUGCAGGAACAUCCUGAGGGCCCAGAAGAUGCAGCAGCUAAGGGAAAGGUGCAUGAAGGCUUGGCUGCUGGAAGAAGAAAGCAUGUAUGACUUUUGUGCUUCUACAGAACCCAAAAAGCAUGAGCUCUCAGAUAUCACAGAGCUGCCAGAGAAGUCAGAUAAAGAUAGUACCAGUGCAUAUAACACUGGAGAAAGCUGCCGUAGUACCCCACUAAUGGUUGAGCCUUUGCUUGACAGCCCCCUACGACGUGUGACUGACACAAUUUACAAGCAGGGUGCAGAAAAAUCUCCUAGUAACUGUAACCUUAAUAGAACCUCUCAGAAACCAAUGCUUCCCUAUGCAGGGAGUAGAGAAGGUAGCCCUGCCAAGUUUCGAUCUCUGUCCCGCGAUGGAGAAGGUAGACGACAUUCAGAGGACAGAGUUCGACGUAGUCCUAAAGCUUCUGCUGCCCAUAGUAGCACUUUGGAGAGAACAUGCGGAGAUGCAAGCCCCUACUUGUCUAGGCGCCACCGUUCUACCACUGUUCAAGGUCAGCUUAGUGAGCGCUACCAGAGUUGUGUACAGCUGAGCCAGAAUCGACUGGCUGAGGAAUUUGUGCACAGUCCCAUGAGUUUAGUAAACAUGUGCAAGGACUCUUUAGGUCAAAAGGCAUCAGUGCAGUCUGAGCCUCGAAUGGAAUGGAAAGUGAAAGUGAGAAGUGAUGGCACUCGCUAUGUGGCAAAACGUCCUGUCCGAGACAGGCUACUAAAGGCAAGGGCCAUGAAAAUUCGGGAGGAACGUAGUGGGAUGACUACAGAUGAUGAUGCAGUUAGUGAGAUGAAGAUGGGGAGAUACUGGAGCAAGGAGGAAAGAAAACGUCAUCUGAUCCGUGCACGAGAACAGAGAAAACGCCGGGAGUUCAUGAUGCAAAGUCGACUUGAAUGUCUGAAGGAACAGAAUGCAGAAGGUAAGAGUGAGAUGAGCAUCAUUGCUUUGAGCCAUAAGAAGACCAUGAAGAAACGCAACAAGAAGAUCCUUGAUAAUUGGAUUACAAUCCAGGAGAUGCUGGCCCAUGGGACACGAUCAGCUGAUGGGAAACGGGUUUAUAAUCCACUUCUUUCAGUGACAACUGUAUAAAACUACAUGGAAUGGAAUAGUAGAAUAUCACUUUUUCUGAUCACUUCUGACACAAAACAUCAUUUCUCUUCCUGCUUUAUCACAUCAAGGGGGCAUUCUGUGCCAUAUCGUGUGCAUUUAGUCACCUUGCAAAUAGAAUGUGCCAACAUAGCCCCCGAGGAUAAAGAUGUUUAGCAUAGCACACAUGGACUACAGCCCUGUAUUUGCUUCUUAAAAAUAGCACAAAAGAGGCUUAGCUUUUAAUGUAGCUGUAUUUUUGGAAGAGUUACCAGAUGCUGCCAAUGCUCUAACCCUUCUGCAAUGCUGCUGGUGUCUGUCUUUCAGCCUGUUCUCUUAUCUAUUGUUCUAUCUAAACAAUCUUGAACCUGACCCUCAUUAUGUAACCACAUAAUGAGUAGGAUUAGAUCGCCUUUCCUGCUUCUCAUUCUAAUCCAAGAGCUGUACAGACCCAGUUCUAUUUUUAUAACCAUGCUGUCUGUAGCAAUACAUUUAACCUUGUCCUACCUAUCAGUGGGGAUAAUGUAGUUUUAAAAACAGAGAAGUGCAUAGGAUGGUUAUAACAUGAUUAUUUAUUAAGAAGAGUUAUACAAAGAAUAUAGGGGAAUCAAAUAAUAAGGAGCAUGUGUUUAGGUUUUACUGCCAUAUGCUGCCACAGUCUUAACUUUUCUGUAAAAAUUAGCUUUUUGCUGAGAAGUUUUACUUCAUGAAGUUAAACUCUAAAUUUGAUACAGCAUUAAACUCCAAAACUAAGACCUUAUAGAGAUGGGCACCAACUUUUAAAUCAGUAGCUUUUGCAUUCCAACAAUAAAUCAUUAUAUAUUGGAUUAGCUACAUAUUUCAAAUAAGCAAUCAGUAAGUGUAUUACUGGGCUUAAGCUCAGAGCAAGCUAUAAAGCUCAUGCUAGUUUUAUUUCCAUAGCCAGCUAUAAACAUCCUAAAGCAGCACUUGUCCAAAAUGUAUAAACAAAACAGGAAUAAUGAUCCAGUAUGUAAAAGCCUUUUAAGGGGAAGUUCUUUAACUUGUAGACAUACAUUCAAAACCUGAGACAGUGUUUAAGUCAGUAAUAUAGAUGAGACAACUAUAGAAAUAUGUACAUAGAUAAACAUAUAUA